Molecule: messenger RNA, 4970 nt
Organism: Anopheles cruzii
Lineage: Eukaryota; Metazoa; Arthropoda; Insecta; Diptera; Culicidae
Gene: S6k
Product: ribosomal protein S6 kinase beta-2
Exons: 12
Coding region: 398-2140 (580 amino acids)
Biological process (GO): protein phosphorylation
Molecular function (GO): protein serine/threonine kinase activity; ATP binding
Source: RefSeq, a predicted model, not a curated record
CAUCUUUGACUCACAAAACUGUCGUACCGUGUCGAGUUGUGGCGCCUGAUAAGCGAGCAGCUCGUCAAAAAGUGGCAACAGAUUACGUGAGGUGAAAAGGUAGAAAAAAAAGUUAUCGAAAAGUGCUGAUUCCAGUGAGUAAACACAGAAGAAAGGAAAAAAGUGCUUGUGAAGGGAAAAAGUUAUCCCGAAGGUGGUGGUGCUUUUCAGCAACAGCAAUCGUCGUGAAGGUGUGUGAGUGAUCCGCCUCACGCGCCUCACCAACACACUUUUGCGGGCCGUCGCCGCGUCUGGAACAGGACGCAGCCGGGGGGAAGAGGAGAAGUGGAGUGAGAGUUGACCAGCGCCGCGGCGCGAAUACGCACCUCACUAACACACACAGCCAUCGGCAGCAGCGAUGGCGGGCGUCUUUGAUUUGGAGCUCCACGAGGAGGAUAAUGUUCACGAUUCCGACGACGACAUCAUCGAGAUUGAGGACGUGGAUCUGGAACCGGAACUGCACAUUAACUCAAACCUAGAGACCGAAGACUCGGAAACGAUACCACUUUCGGAGGACAUCAUAAACCCGGGUCGGAUAAAGCUUGGGCCACAGGAUUUCGAGCUGAAGAAGGUGCUGGGAAAAGGUGGCUACGGUAAAGUCUUCCAGGUGCGAAAAACGACCGGUGCUGAUGCGAACUCGUUCUUCGCCAUGAAGGUGCUGAAGAAGGCGUCGAUAGUUAGAAAUCAAAAAGACACCGCACACACGCGGGCCGAGCGCAACAUUUUGGAAGCCGUUCGGCAUCCGUUUAUCGUGGAACUAGUGUACGCCUUCCAGACCGGCGGCAAGCUGUAUUUAAUCCUAGAGUAUCUGAGCGGUGGCGAACUGUUUAUGCAUUUAGAGCGUGAAGGUAUCUUCCUGGAGGACACUGCUUGCUUUUAUCUCUGCGAAAUCAUUCUCGCACUGGAGCACCUGCACAAUCUCGGCAUCAUUUAUCGCGACCUGAAGCCGGAGAACGUGCUGCUCGAUGCGCAGGGCCACGUGAAGCUGACCGACUUUGGCCUGUGCAAGGAACACAUCCAGGAGGGCAUCGUGACGCACACUUUCUGCGGUACGAUCGAGUACAUGGCUCCCGAAAUUCUGAUGCGCAGCGGACACGGCAAAGCGGUUGACUGGUGGUCACUCGGUGCACUGAUGUACGACAUGCUCACGGGAAUGCCACCAUUCUGUGCGGACAAUCGUAAGAAAACGGUCGACGCCAUCCUGAAGGAUAAGCUCAACAUCCCGGGCUACCUGACGCCCGAUUCGCGCGACCUAAUCCGCCGUCUGAUGAAGCGACAGGUUGGCCAGCGACUAGGCAGUGGUCCGACCGACGGCCAGGCGGUUCGUGCACAUCCGUUCUUCCGGAACGUCAACUGGGAGGACGUGGUGGCGAGACGGUUGGAUCCUCCCAUCAAACCAGUGCUGGCAAGCGAAGAUGAUGUUUCACAGUUUGACACCAAGUUUACGAAAGAAAUACCGGUGGAUUCGCCCGAAGAAUCGACGCUGAGCGAGAGUGCCAACCUGAUCUUCCAGGGUUUCACGUACGUCGCUCCGUCAGUGCUGGAGGAUAUGCAAACCCGUGUGACGACGCCAAGAUCGCCCCGCCGGAUGCCGCGCCAUCAUGGCCAUCAUAUGCACCACCAUCAUCAUCACAACCAUCACCAUCAUCAUAACCAUCAUCUCGGUGGUCCGAUGGCGGGCGGUAGCGGUGGUGCCAGUGGCAGCUCAACAACAACGACGACGGCUGGUGGUGGUGCUGGAACUCACGCGACCAGUGCUAGCCGAAUGAUGGCCGGUGCUGGUGGUGCUUCUGGCGUCAGUGGUCUCGAGAAUGGCAACAUUCUGCCCCAUCAUAUGCUCCACAACAACCUCAACCACAUGCAGCAGCAUCCGCACGGAGCCGGUGGCGGCGGUAGCAUACAACAGCGAGCUGCUGCGGGACAGCAACCACCGUCGGCGGCCAAUGCACCACAACCUCACGCAUCGGGAGCCGGCAGCAGUCGACCGUUUAAUGCGGCGUCGAUCGCCCGAAGAACGCCACCCCACUUGCAGCCGUUCGCUCCGAGACCAUCGCCCCAGGACGAAAUGAUGGACGUCUAUCCGGAAAUGUCCAUUUCUUAGCCGACACUGAUGGAGUACAGCAGUUAUAGGAAAUUUAUCGCCUAACACCUUUCGGUCCGGGGUCCGCCGGGAUGUGACAAUACGCCUCGGUCCCAAAACUAAUUGAAAAAACAAAAAAAAAUGCAUCAUAGUUUAGUGAAUAAUGAAUAAGACGGAACAAAGAGUUGCCACUGUGUGUGUUUGUGGAGGUGUGGUGUGUGGCGAGUGGCGUGGCGCACUGCUCCGGGGAGCCCAACAUGUGCGGAUCCAAUCAGCCUUUCCUCAACGGGGCGGAACACACCCUGUUUUUGAACGCCACACAGAGUCGAAGGAAUCCAAAUUCCUGUCACCAAACUUGGGUAACAUCCUUGGGUUUGGUUGGUUACGUUUCUUUUUGUGCAUAUAUAGUUUCAUUUUUCGGCCACUUUCCGUACCCAGGAGAGUAGUGAACGCUUAGAUUAGAACAAAACACACACACACACACGACCCCGUAGGAUAUUGAAAUUAUAUAUGGGGAGGCUGGACGGAAGUCCAAAAAGUAUAAAGAGAUAUAGAAAGAAGAGUCGAAUUGAUUUGAUAAAAAAAGAUGAGAGAAAAGAUAAUCAACAUAUUAAGUCAACAUAUUCAGAGAAGGUCUAAGUGCGAAGAAGUGCAGACCCGAGAAUCGUUCUUACCUACUUUAUGUCGUAUUGAUGUUUAUAUAUAGUUUUUAUGUACUAGAUUUUGUUUAUAACUAUUCGCGGGAUGAUGGAUAUACACACCAAUAUACUUGAUGUUUGAUAUAUUUUUUUUACUUUAGUUUUACAUCAACAUCUGCGUGAUGUGUAGAGAGCGACAGCGUGUUCUUGCAAAACAUGAGUUAAUCCUUGGGCAACGAAGUUCUCUCGGUUCGGUAUCAAUCGCCGCCCGUACCUUUUUUCAAUUGUAACUACGUUGGUUGGAAUUAUGGUGAUGAAAACGAAGAUGUCAAGUUGAAUUUCAUACUCGCAAAGUCAGGCAACACAAUAAAUAUCGGAACAUUAAAUCGGGUUUCAAAACGGUGUACCGCACUGUGGGGGGUUGCAAAAGGGAAACUGCAUUUUCGACACCAGACAGCCCUCCGGUGGAUUCUCGAUGUCCGCGGGGGCCGAAGCGACAAUUACAUACGUUAACAACUGGAAAUAACACCCUCAAAGUUUGGCUCAUUCGGUUGGUGGUUCGGUAUGCAAAUAAAUCCGAUCGAUCCGAACAGCGGAGGGAAACCAGAAAGAAGAGUAGGCUGUAGCGAUGGUGCGAAAGAGGGCGAUUUAAAAUAAUAAAACAACUGUGAACUCGCGUUAUAAUACCUAUUCGUGUAAUAUGGGAUUAGAUUGUAAAAUUUGUUGCUUACCAACGUACACUAGCACCAGCACUCGGUCUCUCUCUCUGCGUUCACGUCCGGAAAAGGGAAAGGUAAUGUGCAAACACCACAGACCGCGUCUCGCAAACGCAAUCAAACACCACCAGAGACCCAUUCUGCCAACCACCGCUCCCGACCUACUUGCCGUGCCCGUGGCCCGUAAAAACAAACGCCAACAAUGGACAUGGUACCGAUAUUAGAUAGAAGCAGCUCUUGUUCAUAAUGAGUAGAGAAAUAAUGCACCCAGAAUAGCAGAGAGGUCUGCUCUUAGGAGAUCAGAUACUUGCCCCGUCACAAGUGGUGGUGUGCGAUCGGAAGGGCAGUGUACAUAGGGCUGGGUGACGAUGUUUAUGAAUACGCUUCAAUUUAUUUCUUUAUAAGCAAAACAGCAACAAACAACCAGAAAAAAACACACCGUAAACAAACAAACACAAACCAAAAAACCAAAACGUAAACGAAAACUACCAUUUACAAUAGUCUGAGAUUAGCAAAACAAAGUGUGAAAAAAGGAUGAAGAUAUAAUAGAACACAAUGUGUAUAAAUUGUAGAAACAAAGUUUAAAAUAGAUCAAUGCAGAUGCAGAAUGGAUAAUGGGAAUGUAGAAGAAAACUGUGUAAGUUCAAUUGUAACGCAAAGCAUACACAAAUAAUAGCGAAUUAAGGGUGUAAUUAGGCCAAGCGCCACAAGCCUGGUGACACGAACAUGUUACACAACACACACAUACACACAGAGCAAACAGGCGCAAACAGGCGCGCGAUCAUACGUAGUGUUUAGCAAAUGAUAAACCAAAAUGACUGAUUUUUAUCGGAAGCAUAAUAGAACAAUUCCGUGAAGGUGGCACCAGCGGCAGCAGCAGCAACCAGCAAAAACCUACCAAAAAAUCCAAUCACCACAUAAACGCGGCAGCCGGGAAGGAAAUGGAACGAGUGGCCGCCACUCCUUUGCUAGCUAAUUGAAACGAACGUUCCGCGUGGAGCGGCCCCAGAGCGGUGCGAGACGCAGAGAGGUUAGACACUAUAAAAUGGUUAGAGUAAAUUUUCGUACGUUCUUUUCCGUGAACCCCACUACCUAAUGUGUAAGUAACAGUUCCCCAUACACUUCGUUCGUUCGUUCGUUCGUUCGGUUUUUCUGCCUCUUUGUAAUGAUAAAAUGAUGAUAGUGUUGUUGCUUGUAAUGAUUGUACCGUCAUAUAAAUUAACUCUUAAGAAGGACGCAAUGAACCAUGCGAGGAGAGGGAUGCCGAAAAGUGGAGUGAUGGUUGAUGAUUGUAACCGACACAAGUUUAAUUUUCUUUUAAAAUCCUGUAUUAGCCCAAUUUUGUGUGUGUAGUUUGGUAGCUUUAUUACAUUUUUUUUAUUUUAGUAGGAACGAUAAUAGAAUGAUAGCUAAAAUUAUAAUACCAAGCGCCGAGAUGAUGAGAUAAUAAAAUGUUCACUCACAACCAACCAAGUAACAAAACAAAGUGGAUAAGAA